AUGUUGACAACGCAAGACAGUGAGUCGUGCAAUGCACAAGUGCGACUAUUCUUGAAACCGAAACAUAAUCUCGACAAGUUUUUCAUCCACUUUAUCUGUUUGUUGGCUGAAAAAAGGCGCAAAGAGACUGAGUCUGACUACAUGGGGAAACAAUCAUCCCCUUACAUAGUGUUGGAGAAAAGAUCAAUCCUCCAACAUGCUGCCAAGAUCUUCACGAAAAACAUUUUCAACCGGAUUCAAGAGCAGUAUCUAGAAAUUGAAGACCAUCUAAUUGAGCUUGUCCCAGAUAAUAGGGAUGAUGGCUUCAUUAGCUACCUUACAUAUAAGAUAGAGGAUGGUGAGCUUAUCGAUGAACGUGUCACUCUUGUUGAUACUUCUACGGCCACAUUGGUAUGCGAGUGUAGGAUGUCUAGAACAUUCGGGGUCUUCUAG
Linum trigynum is the source of this 432-nucleotide messenger RNA. The record is from the annotation of a GenBank genome assembly. Lineage: Eukaryota; Viridiplantae; Streptophyta; Magnoliopsida; Malpighiales; Linaceae.